UAGAUUGUUGAAAACCCAGGGGUCAAGUGCGGGUGAGAGGAGGAGGAGGAGGAGGAGGAGGAGGAGGAGGAGGAGGAGGAGGAGGAGGAGGAGGAGGAGGAGGAGGAGGAGGAGGAGGAGGAGGAGGAGGAGGAGGAGGAGGAGGAGGAGGAGGAGGAGGAGGAGGAGGAGGAGUAGGAGGAGGAGGAGGAGGAGGAGGAGUAGGAGGAGGAGGAGGGGGGGGCAGAGGACGAAAGAGUGUUGCUGAUUGGACCAAAGGUAGAACCUUCCGAGGU
Molecule: messenger RNA, 275 nt
Organism: Closterium sp. NIES-67
Lineage: Eukaryota; Viridiplantae; Streptophyta; Zygnematophyceae; Desmidiales; Closteriaceae
Source: the annotation of a GenBank genome assembly